Messenger RNA from Cheilinus undulatus (humphead wrasse), 3598 nucleotides. RefSeq lists its product as uncharacterized. The record is from RefSeq and is a predicted model, not a curated record. Lineage: Eukaryota; Metazoa; Chordata; Actinopteri; Labriformes; Labridae. The annotation marks the transcript as partial. The transcript is spliced from 5 exons.
AUACAAGGACGACUCUUGGAGCCAAGGACAACGUAUGUGGUCAGUGUGAGAAGCUACACGGCCUGGAGCAACAAGUUCAGUGACAGUAGUAACGAAUGGGAAUUUACAACCCCGAUAUCCUUAGAUACUCCGUUCAUCAUCAUCAACCUCUGUGUAGCUGUAGUCCUCAUCAGUGGUGUUAUAUAUGGCUGUUACAUAAUACUCAGAUCAAAAUGGUGGGACACAGUGCAAAAAUGUCCAAAUCCAAAACUUCUUGAUGUGCAUCCAUCUGAGCAAAAGUUCUUGAAGCCUGUACCGCCCAUCUUCUCCUCUGUCUGUGUUGAGCCUCUCUCAGACGACAGGAGACUGUGGUUUAAACAUCCACUGAGAGACUCCAGUGAUGGGAGCCUUCAACAAAGCAGUGGAAUCGGCUCUGGCUCCUCUUGUCUCUGCGACGCCAACUCAGAACCUGCGGACAUUAUAAGUGAAGUUCAGGAUGCCACCAGGAAAGCCCUCUCUAAGAUCAUCCCCACAUCACCUUUGACCACUGGCCUAAUGACAGACUUUCCCCAAGACAGCAGUUUGCUCUGUGCUCCUCACAACCUUUGUGAUGUCCAAGAUGAGGACAUGAGUCCCGGGUUGUCUGCGUUCCUAAAUAAAACCUUCUCCAUCCCAAUUCCUGGUGACCCUGUUCAGACUGCGACAGACAUCUCUGAGGUCCAGAUUGAAAUGCCCUGUGAGACUGCGUACCGUCCAAGUGAGGGUGCCACUGUGGUCUCUACUUACCAACAGGCAGCACCAUAUCCACCCAUCACUUUGCCUUUCUCUUUGAUACCCACUGACAUUUCCUAUCAGUCGUGCAACACAGAUUCAGGGACAUAUACAUUUCAACACUCCGGCAUAUCCUACGUCUCCAGUGGAACAAACACAACCCCAUCAUGUGAUCCUGUAUGUAGAGUUGAAGCUGCAUGUGAGGGUUUUGAAAAUGGAAAAAUUGAUGCCGAGGCCAUUGUUAGUGAUGAAAAUCCCUGCUCUGUGCCUGCAGAGUCACACACAUAGGCGGUUUUACCAUUAGGCAAAGGUAGGCAAUUACCUGGGGCCUCAUCCAAGGGGGGCCUCAAGAAUUUGCCUAGGUUUUAUUUUCCUUCAAUUGUAGCUCACUUAUGUUUUUGCCACUCCCCAGGUCAAAGAAAAUUAUUCAUUAUUAGCAUUUAGAGCCGUGAGGAACAUCAUAAAAACAACGCACGGCAGAGCGCAGCUGCAGCAUCACCUCUGCUCUCUCAGUGAGUCUUGGCUCCACACCUCUGACUAGUUUCUUGCACAAGGGUCUUAACAAAUGUCAAAGCCAGAGGAUUUUGCCUUGUAGUACCAAAGUUCUUCCCCUGAGUGGGAUUAAAACAGCUGCUCUCAGCAUAACAAAUACUUUCUCUGCGUAAUUGUCCCUCAACCACAAACACAGACAUCGCAUCACACUUUGGUGAGCGACUCAGUUCUAUCUCCAGCCUGAUUUAAUCCUACAUUAAAACAAAUCUGUAAUGCCAGACUAAUUUAACCUAAUUUUAUUUACAUAAGAUCUUAUUUUAUGUCAUCAAGAAUUGAACUUGUGGUCGUAGAUGCUUAAAUUUACACAUGACAUCAUUUAUAAAUCCUGUGGCAUAUUUAACUCCAAAUGGUAGAAAUCCUUCUCAUAACGGGGAAAAUGACUCAAUAACUGAACAUUCAAUCCUAGUCUGGAUGUGUCCUAGGACAAGUGAGGUCGGCAUGUUUGAUCUUGGCGCAGCUCAUCCAUGAUUACGCACGGAGAUGGCCCCGUUCAUGAUGCAUGCAGGGAUGUCAGGGGGAUUCAGAGAGUGGACAUGAAGAAGAACUACUCUAGGGGCUCAGACAUGUGCUUUAACAUCAAGUUUUUACAAGUAGAUGGGUUUGUAUCUACAUAAGCAGUAAUAGCACCGAAGUACAAUGAAUCUCCGCAAGAUCCUUGUCUCUGUCUCCGUCCUCCUUGCCUCCCCAUCUCUCUCUCUCUCUCUCUCUCUCGUCUUCCCGCUGGACUCUGUGCACUGAUCCCAGUCCAAGUAAAAUAAGGGUCAGAUCAGGCAUUGUGGACGACAGGUUGCUGUUUUAAAUCCAUAAACAGUCAUGAUAAAUGUAUAUUUAUAAUGAAUAUUACAGUCUUGUAAAUUCAUCAUCAGUGGGUCAUAAAAAUGUUAAAAUCUGUAAAAAUUGGCCUAUGUUACAAGGGCAGCAUAUUUUUGCCUGACCUGUUUAGAUUACCUGCAGGUAAAUUCUCUUUCAAAAGUAGCUAAUUAACUCUUUAGUGUGCAAACAUGCAGCACCCAUCAAAUAGUAUCUGCACCUAAUAUUGGAACAUUUCUCUUUAUAAACAUUACAGCAGCCUUUACAUCAGCUUUUGUUAUAUUGAUGUUGCUAAAAAAAUUCCCCAGCCAACAGGACGUUUCAUUGGAGCAAAUCCGGCCCCCGACCCAAAAUGAGUUUGACACCCCUGUUUUCCUACAGUAUGAUUCAAUGAAAAAAUUGCUGAAAAUAGAGCCUAUUUUAUUUUUCUCUUAACAUAAUAAAACCCCAUGUAAUACAGCUGAUUUGAUGCAGAAAUACAAAUUAACUGCAUCAGGUUCUUAAUGGAACCUUGGACCAGAUACACUUACUAAGAUAUUGUACCUGAAAACAUGAAACCCUAAGAACAGGAGAGUACAUGAACUUUAGAAAAUGAUGAAGAGAAGCCACAAGUUUGUGCAUUUUUAUUCUCUGUCUAAGGUGGAUGCAGUUUUUCCAGCUUGAUGUAACCAACCAUUCACUAAUACUUAAUCUAACACAUGUUGGUUAUAAUGCAGAUUUUCUUACACUGAAUGGAGUUAAAUGUGUUAUUAGUCAGCACUGCACACUGUACUGCUUCUGUUGAAUCACGUUUAUAUGGCGGUCAUCAAAGAAGUUGAGGUGAGUGAUAUUAGGGGGGCCUCACACUGGUCUUUGCCUGGGGCCUCCAAGUCACUAAAACCACCCCUGGUCACACAGCAUCCCUGCAGUGGACUACGACCAUCAGCCGUUUCAACACCUAGUGGAGCCGAGUGUUUUCAUUUCAGACAUGAAAGGUGGUGAGAACGAGGAACAUUGCAACCAUCCUGAGGACCCUUACAUCAAGACACCUCAAACAGUAUAAAACUCUGAGCUACAGAGACCUCUUCUGGCCCUGAUCUCAGCUGAUCAGUCCAUGCCGAUAAUCACAGACAGCGGCUACCAGUGCUUGUAGAGCUACUAUUUUUUAUGCACUUGCUUUUAGUUGUUUUGAGUUUCUUUGAAUUCAGGGAAUGUAAAAUGUGAGAGGAGGUGGAUAAUGCUGAUUGUUGUGUGACUAAAGUUUCUGUUUCAGCUUACUUUAAAGCAGCAGAGGAGGAGAGAAAAUGAAACUCAAGGUUCUUUUUAGUGCAGUGGAGGCCAUCCUGUGGACCACAUGAACUGUGCGAGUUUGAGUGUGUUUGAUCUUGAAACUGUAUUGCUGCUAUUCUUGACCAGGUCUCCUUUGAAAAAGAGAUCUUUGAUCUCAGUGGGACUAACCUGGUUAAAUAAAGGUUAAAUGAAUAAACACGUGGCUCACUCAGUGCAG